Messenger RNA from Fundulus heteroclitus (mummichog), 1761 nucleotides. Its product is annotated as inositol-3-phosphate synthase 1-A. Gene Ontology annotation, molecular function: inositol-3-phosphate synthase activity. Gene Ontology annotation, biological process: phospholipid biosynthetic process; inositol biosynthetic process. Bases 30 to 1697 code for a protein of 555 amino acids. Lineage: Eukaryota; Metazoa; Chordata; Actinopteri; Cyprinodontiformes; Fundulidae. The record is from RefSeq and is a predicted model, not a curated record. The transcript has 10 exons. Gene Ontology annotation, cellular component: cytoplasm.
UUCUUUUUUUUUUUCUAGAUUCUGCAGCCAUGUCCGUGAACAUCCACAUCAGCAGCCCUAAUGUGAAGUACACAGACACUCACAUCGAGGCUCAUUACUCCUACCAAACCUCCUCUGUGCAUCAGGAGGGGAACAGAAUCACGGUGACCCCCCGCAGCACCGAGAUGACAUUCCGCACCGAGCGCCGCGUCCCCCGGCUGGGCGUGAUGCUGGUGGGCUGGGGGGGCAACAACGGCACCACCGUCACCGCCGCCGUCCUGGCCAACAAGCUGGGUCUCACCUGGAGGACCAAAAACGGAGUGAAGAAAGCAAAUUACUUCGGCUCCCUGCUUCAGGCGUCCACGGUCUGUCUGGGCUCGGGGCUGGAGGGAGAGGUCAACGUGCCGUUCCGUGACCUGCUGCCCAUGGUGCACCCUAAUGACAUCGUCUUUGACGGUUGGGACAUCUCCUCACUGGACCUGGGCAGAGCAAUGGAGCGGGCGGAGGUGCUCGACUGGUCCCUGCAAGAGCAGCUGCGACCGUACAUGACCAGGCUGCAGCCCAGGCCUUCCAUCUAUAUACCCGAAUUUAUCGCGGCGAACCAGGAGAGUCGGGCUGACAAUGUCCUCACCGGCACCAUGGCCGAGCAGAUGGAGCAGAUCAGAGCCGACAUUAGAGACUUCCGUCGGUCCAGCGGUGUCGACAAAGUCAUAGUUCUGUGGACGGCCAACACCGAGCGCUUCUGCGACAUCGUUCCGGGGGUCAACGACACGGCCAAGAACCUGUUGGCUGGAAUUCAGGCCGGAGCUGCGGAGAUCUCCCCCUCCACUCUGUUUGCCGUAGCCAGCAUACUGGAGGGCUGCGCCUACAUCAACGGCUCCCCACAGAACACCUUCGUCCCAGGGGCCGUAGAGCUGGCCACGCAGAGAGGCGUGUUCAUCGGCGGCGACGACUUUAAGUCUGGUCAGACCAAGAUCAAGUCAGUUCUGGUGGACUUUCUGAUCAGCGCGGGUAUCAAGCCAAUGUCCAUCGUCAGCUACAACCACCUCGGCAACAACGACGGGAAGAACCUGUCCGCCCCUCAGCAGUUCCGCUCCAAGGAGAUCUCCAAGAGCAACGUGGUGGACGACAUGGUCCAGUCCAAUCCUGUGCUGUACCAGCCUGGGGAGAAACCUGACCACUGUGUGGUGAUUAAAUACGUCCCGUAUGUGCGGGACAGCAAGCGUGCCAUGGACGAGUACACGUCCGAAAUUAUGAUGGGAGGGCUCAACACCAUUGCUCUUCACAACACCUGCGAGGACUCGCUACUGGCCAGCCCGAUCAUACUGGACCUGGUUAUCCUGACGGAGCUCUGCCAGCGUGUGACCGUCAGGCCUCAGGGAGAGGAGGACUUCCUGUCCUUCCACAGCGUCCUCGCUCUGCUCUCCUUCCUCUGCAAGGCCCCCCUGGUCCCAUCAGGGACUCCAGUCAUCAAUGCCUUCUUCCGCCAGAGAGCCUGCAUAGAAAACAUCAUGAGGGCGUGCCUCGGCCUCCCUCCCCAGAACCACAUGCUGCUGGAGCACAAGCUGCAGAGGAACUUCCUGGCUCCGCACGCGACCCACAUCACCAACGACGUGGCCACGUUGAAAAAAGUCGCCCUCGCCAACGGGAACCACAUCCCUGUGCCGCUGACGAACGGCAUUUAUGCACACGAGAGCGACACAGCUUGUGCCAUGUGAUGGCAGAUAUCGCACUGAAGCCCGCAUCGGACUGCUGUAAAUUCUACUGCAUUGUUUGAGAUGA